Molecule: messenger RNA, 948 nt
Organism: Gamsiella multidivaricata
Lineage: Eukaryota; Fungi; Mortierellomycota; Mortierellomycetes; Mortierellales; Mortierellaceae
Exons: 4
Coding region: 396-932 (178 amino acids)
Source: RefSeq, a predicted model, not a curated record
GAGCCCGAAGACCUUCGAAGAGUCAUGUUGAGCACUCUCUAAGAGCAAGGUCAAUCAAUUCUUCAAUUGCACGAUCUUCUUUCAGUAGUGUUGCUUGUCACGCCGAACCUCGGUCCCUCCAUCUCUUGACAUGAAUGGCAUCCUCUCCAGUCCAUCCAUUCACUUCGCCAUAACACACCUCCACAGCUCCUUUCCUCCGCCAGUCGUUGCAGUGGUGCAACUCUGCAGCGUAAAAGCAACAGCAGUCGAGCUGUUUCCUCUUUCCCUAUUCCUAUGACGCUCUACUUUUUCCCCCUUGCGACCAUUCAUUCUUUCGGACCUCACUCUGUCUCUGCUUUCUAUUGUACGCAUUGUAAUAUCACCUGUACUAUCCCUAAUAAUAAAGUGCUGGCAUCAUGGAUCUCAACCACGACAGUGCCACGGAACGGUACACCGAGACUUUGAACUCGGCCCUUACCUACUUCAGCUCGCUAGCACAGUCGAGUGCUGGCUGGAAACGACUCUCGUCAGCAUCUGUCCGCCCAUCAAGAAAUGGUACGCCAGGAUCGUCAGGCACUGGAAGAAGAGGCAGCAGCUCGGCAUCAUCAUCGCUACUCAGUGCCACCCUGACCGGGGGGUCAGCAGCCUCGGCUGCAAUCGAAUCUCUAUUGCCGUCCAUUUCAGUGUCUAAGAAGAGUGUGCCAGGCAAAUCAGCAGAGAUUGUCAGGGCGAGCAUCACACUCCCAGGAUUAAACGAGCAGACUGAUCUCGAGGACUGGAGAGCUGUGCUUGAGUGUACUGGAGCCCGAAAGAUCUGGGAUCCAAUGGUGGAGAGUUCAUCGGUCUUGAUGACCUUGGAUGAUUCCACUUGUAUAACAAAAACACUCUUCAAGACAACUUGGCCAACGAGGUAUGGAUUCUUCAAUCCAAAUCGAGCACAUGGCCUUGGAUGAUGCUUUCUGAUCCAUG